Messenger RNA from Melampsora larici-populina 98AG31, 1194 nucleotides. RefSeq lists its product as uncharacterized. The record is from RefSeq and is a predicted model, not a curated record. The transcript is spliced from 6 exons. Lineage: Eukaryota; Fungi; Basidiomycota; Pucciniomycetes; Pucciniales; Melampsoraceae. The coding region runs from base 1 to 1194 and encodes 397 amino acids.
AUGGUUGUUGCCAUCGCCGGUGCCACAGGAAGCCUUGGACAAUUCGUCACGGCUGCUAUCCUGAACCCACCCUUCCGAGAAAGUUUUCAAGAGGUUCGCAUAUUGACUCGAAAUCCAAGUACUCACAUCGUCCAAGAAUUUCAAAAAGCUGGCGCAACAGUCAUUCAAGUGGAUUUUACUUCUAAAGAACACUUAGCGGCAGCUCUCAAGGAUGUCACAAUCGUAGAUGUUCUAGGCCAUACAGGAGAUACAAACCGACAGAAAGAUUUACUCUUAGAUGCCGUUGCGGGUUUGGAUUCCAUAAAGUAUUACAUUCCAUCUGAAUUUGGAAUUGAUACGCGUCGAGUUCAAUUGGAGGAUCCAACAAUUGUGUGGAAUCAGAAAAUACAACGCGAGAAGAAGGCAAGAGGUCUUGGAAAGUUUCGGGUCAUCAGCAUUUACAGCGGUUUAUUUCUGGAGGGCACAUUUAGGGCAUGGUCUCAUAUCAUGUCAACUCACGAUUCUCCAAUAGUUGGACUCGAUGUUCAAAAUCAAGUCUUCACUGCGGUGCAAAACGCAGACGUACCAUUCAGCCUGACUUCCAAAGUGGAUAUCGGCUUAGCGGUGGCCUCAAUUUGCUCUCUCGCUAUCAAAGGUACAGGGAAAGAAAUUCCUGAUCAUGUCAUUAUCAGUGGUACUACCACCACUAUCAAGCAAGCCGCAGAAGUGUUUAGUGAGUAUGGCACUGGUCCCCAAAGCUCCGAAUCGGCUGAACAACCUAGCACCAUCUCAAAUAUCGCGGGAAGUGUCACUCCACACCAUUCACACCACCAGUCGAUCAAACUAGAAAUAAUCCCACUUGAGACAUUCAAGGCUGAGCUAGAAAAAUCAGCAGAAAUAAUUAUGCUCGCGUGGUUACGAAUCUGGAUGUCGGACGGAAAAUUGGAUUUUGGAAGUGAUAAUCAUAACAAGCUAGUCAAUCCAAAUUCAGCGUGGAAAUUUACCACAUUGGAAGAAUAUAUCACAAGUGUCAAUGGAAGACCAUUUUGCAGUGAUACUCCUCCAGAUACACGCACAGCAAUGGAACAAAUUCAAGCCAAAAUAGGAUUACCCCCGAUGUUUGUCAGACUGCUGAAAUACCGAAGAUUGAAUUUGGGACCGAUCCAACCUCUUGACCUUGAAGAACAACUUGCGAUUUCUCUUUCCAUUGAAUAG